This is a messenger RNA of Panicum hallii, 2370 nucleotides long. Its product is annotated as L-type lectin-domain containing receptor kinase IV.1-like. The record is from RefSeq and is a predicted model, not a curated record. The transcript has a single exon. Gene Ontology annotation, biological process: protein phosphorylation. Gene Ontology annotation, molecular function: ATP binding; protein kinase activity; carbohydrate binding. Gene Ontology annotation, cellular component: plasma membrane. Bases 84 to 2120 code for a protein of 678 amino acids. NCBI's taxonomy places the organism in Eukaryota, Viridiplantae, Streptophyta, Magnoliopsida, Poales, Poaceae.
UGAUAAGUCCAUCCUCCAUAUAUACGUGUUGCUGCAGCUAGCACAUAAACAUUUCCAGGCACCUGCUCUUGCCAUUGUCCAUCAUGGCCAUGUUCGUCAUGAAGCCCAUCUCCUUGAUGCUCCUGUACCUCCUCUUAGUAGGCGUUGCCAUUAGCACCGCACCCCUCACCGCCGGAAACAACGACCAUCGCCAGUUCGUCUACUCCGGCUUCGCCAACGCCAGCCUCACCCUCGACGGCACCGCAUCGAUCACACCAAGCGGGCUGCUCGAGCUGACCAACAGCACGGCCAUGAGCAUGGGCCGCGCCUUCUUCCCGGACCCACUGCGCCUCCGUGACCCAUCGCCCACCGGCACGGUGCAGUCCUUCUCCGCCUCCUUCGUGUUCGGCAUCAUCUCCGUCUACGACAUGAUGAGCAGCCACGGCCUCACCUUGUUCGUCGCGCCGAGCAAGAACUUCCCCGCGAUGCCGGUACAGUACCUGGGCCUCUUCGACGGCUCCAACAACGGCAACGCGUCCAACCACAUCUUCGCCGUGGAGCUCGACACCUGGCUGAACGUCGACUUCGGGGACAUCAACAACAACCACGUCGGCAUCGACGUCAAUGGCCUGACCUCUGUGCGGUCCUACCCGGCCGGCUUCUUCCACGAUCAGAAUGGGACCUUCAGGAACCUGACUCUCAGUAGCCAGGAGGCGAUGCAGGUGUGGGUGGAGUACGAUAGGGAGAAGACACGGGUCGACGUCACCUUGGCCCCCCUCGCCAUGGCCAAGCCUAGGAAGCCAACAGUGUCGGCCAUCUGCAACCUCUCGGAUGUGCUCACCGAUGUGGCGUACAUCGGCUUCUCAUCAUCGACAGGCAAGAUCAACACACAGCACUACGUGCUCGGCUGGAGCUUCGCCAUGAACAGCCCUGCUCCGUCCAUCGAUUUAACCAUGCUUCCAAAGCUUCCACGACACCAUCCCAAGGGUCGACGAUCCUGGGUGUUGGAGAUCGUUUUGCCUGUAGCAACUGCAGCACUCCUCCUGUCCUUGGGUGCCAUUGCUUUCUUACUUGUGAGAAGGCAUUUCAGGUAUGCAGAGGUAAGAGACAACUGGGAGUCGGAUUUCGGCCCACACCGGUUCUCGUACAAGGACUUGUUCCAUGCGACGGGAGGAUUUGAGAACAAGAACCUUCUUGGGGUUGGAGGGUUUGGGAGAGUGUACAAAGGGGUGCUUCCGAGGUCAAGGUUGAAGGUAGCCGUGAAGAAGGUGUCGCAUGACUCCAGGCAAGGCAUGAAGGAGUUCAUAGCAGAGAUUGUCAGCUUGGGACGUCUUCAGAACCGUAAUCUCGUUCAGCUGCUUGGCUACUGCCGGCGCAAAGGUGAGCUCCUCUUGGUGUAUGAGUACAUGCCCAAUGGAAGCUUGGAUAAGUAUCUGCAUAAUGGCAAAGAGGGUAACGUCGUGUUGAGUUGGGCUCAAAGGUUUCGGAUCAUCAAGGGAAUCGCAUCCGGGCUGCUGUAUCUCCAUGAGGAGUGGGAGAAGGUGGUUGUUCACCGAGACAUCAAGGCAAGCAAUGUGCUCCUCGAUGACGAGAUGAAUGGACGGCUGGGUGAUUUCGGCCUUGCAAGGCUGUAUGAUCACGGUGCCGACCCACAAACUACACAUGUGGUUGGGACCAUAGGUUACCUUGCUCCAGAGCUAGCGCGCAGCGGAAAUGCCGCUCCUGCUACGGAUGUGUUCGCCUUUGGCAUUUUUGUUCUUGAGGUCACCUGUGGACAGAGGCCUGUCAAUCACCAAAACACGCAAGACAGUCAGGUCAUGUUGGUUGACUGGGUGCUUGACAAGGUGCAGAAAGGGUCAUUCGGUGAUACAGUGGAUUCUAGGCUCAAAGGGAGGCAUGACGGUGGAGAGGCGUACUUGGCUCUCACAAUAGGGCUGCUAUGCUCACACCCUUUCGCCGAGGCAAGGCCCACCAUGCGGCAAGUCAUGCAAUACUUUGGUGGGGAGAUUCAGCCUCCAGAUUUAUGUUUCGAGGUGCUAGCCUGUAUGCAAAGGGAAGGGUUGGAUCCAUACAUCAUUUCAAGUCGGUUGUCAUCGACAACAAGAAUCAGCGCAAUGUCGGACGUCUCUGGAGGAAGAUGAACAUGGUGUUUUGCCAUGAAUGAUGACGUCCAAAUGCAUUUAGUACACACCCUAAGAAGUAUUGCAUGUGUACGUAAUGAGGCACAUAUAUAGGAAGCCUACAUACCUUAAGAAUGUAAUUAUUAAUUUGUCUGUAAAAACAUUAUGUGCUUGUGUUUUCUGGUUAGUAACUUCCUGCAGCACCUUUGUUUUGUAUAAGAAUCUCCUAUCAAAUAAUUGAUGGUGGUCACUGGUGUCAAAAUUCACUAUA